Pararge aegeria (speckled wood butterfly) is the source of this 1860-nucleotide messenger RNA. RefSeq names its product glutathione S-transferase theta-1-like. The coding region runs from base 96 to 779 and encodes 227 amino acids. NCBI's taxonomy places the organism in Eukaryota, Metazoa, Arthropoda, Insecta, Lepidoptera, Nymphalidae. Gene Ontology annotation, biological process: glutathione metabolic process. The record is from RefSeq and is a predicted model, not a curated record. Gene Ontology annotation, cellular component: cytoplasm. Gene Ontology annotation, molecular function: glutathione transferase activity. The transcript has 5 exons.
AGGUACCUUUAACUUUUUGAAGUAAUUAUUUCAAAGUUUUAGUUUUAUCUUUUGCUAUUGUAAUUUUGUUACCGGAGAUACCUAACAAUUUAAAAAUGGUUUUAAAGUUGUAUUUAGAUUUGAUGUCCCAGCCAUCAAGAGCAUUAUACAUUUUAUUCAAAAGUGCGAAGUGCGAUUUUGAAAAAAAGUUAGUUGACUUGAGAAAAGGUGAACAUUUUACUGAUGAGUUUACGGCAAUAAAUAGACUUCAAAAAGUUCCAGUUAUUGAACAUGAUGGAUUUAUUUUGACUGAAAGUGUUGCAAUAAUCAAAUAUCUGUCCCGCGAGAAUCUUAUACCAGAUGUCUUGUACCCCAAGGAAAGCAAGUUGCAGGCAAGGAUUGAUGAGUUUUUGGAAUGGCAACACCUUGGAUUAAGACAACAUUGCGCAAUGUUCUUCAGAGUCAAGAUUCUGGACCCAACUUUUACGGGUAAAGCGCCAGAUGUUAAAACUCUGUUGGGCUAUGAAAAGAGGAUGAUAUCCGCCUUGGAAACGUUUGAAAAGCAUUGGCUUCAAAAUGGUACCCAGUUUGUUGCCGGUGACACCAUCACUGUGGCAGACUUGCUGGCGGCAUGCGAGUUGGAGCAACCAAGAGCUGCAGGCUACGAACCUGCUGAUAACUUUAAGGGUAUAUCAACAUGGUGGAAGAAGGUUCCAGAACAUUUCAACCCUUACUACGACGAGGCACACGUGGUUAUUAACAAAGUUACCGAAAAAAAUAAGCUAGCUGCAAAGCUGUGAUGAAAAAUAUUAAAUAUGUUAGACGUAAUAUAAUAAUGGUGUGUGGUUUGGUAAAUAAACUCUAAAAUAGGAAAAACAAAAAAAAGCCGUACACUUUUAUGUCAUUACGCGCAACAGGCUCGACUUCCGUAAAAACUGGCAUUCAAGCACAAAAAAUAAACUUAAAUCCUCGUUAUUUUAAAGUUCUCUUUUAUACUAGAAUUGCUUUUGUGCAUAAGUGUUUAUAGGUUAACCAUACGUGACAGCAGGAGAAAAGUAAACAUCGUAAAUUUCUGUAGUCACAGUAAAGUUUUCUAUAAAAUUCCCGUUUAGUAGUCUUUUAAUGCAUUUUCAUCCUCGAAAGCGAAAGUUCUUUUUAUGCACUUGUAAACAAAACUAAUUCUUUUAUUUUCAAAUUCGUCGCGAUUUCUUUGGAAGGAUUAUAUUUAAUCGUUUCGUAUAGACAUCUGAUGGUCGACCCUCAGUAGACAAUUUUACGAUUGCAUUCGAAUAUGUGCAAUUAUAUUAUUAGUUAAAGAUUUUUUUUACAGUAAUGAACAUUAAAUUUGCAUUCCUCAUUGCAAUAAUAUUAGGCUUAAGCUGGUAUUAUUUGUCCUGUACAUAAUUUGCACUCUGCGCAAGGAAGCCUUCUAGAGCUCUUUACCUGAAGCAGGGUAGACGUCUGAGUAGGCGGGGUAGGCGGAACAAUAGUAAAAUAAAAUUAGUUUAGAAAUCACUUAUAUAUAAAAAGAGCCAUUAGGUUUAUUCUUGCCUGGGAGCCUCUUUACCUCGUAGAAGCUUAUUAGGGGCAUAUUGAUUUAAUAUAACUUCCAUUACCCUAACAGGUUUGCCAACUAUCAUGUUAGACUUAUUAUCAAUUAAUAUUAGGUGAUAUUACAAUCAAGGGCUAACCACUUGUGAAAUAAUAAAAUAAAACUCAAUUAAAUGUUUGAUACUCGAAAACGCCCCAAGCUCGCACGGCUGCAAGUUGUGUACUACCUGAAGAAUGUAAAAUAUGAUACGUUAUGUAUAUAAAUUUAUACAAUCUUAGUAAAAAAAUUAUACAAAGUUUAAUUAAUUGUAAUUUUAUAUUAAAAGGUGU